This is a messenger RNA of Paramuricea clavata, 5783 nucleotides long. NCBI's taxonomy places the organism in Eukaryota, Metazoa, Cnidaria, Anthozoa, Malacalcyonacea, Plexauridae. The record is from the annotation of a GenBank genome assembly.
GUCAUCAAAUUCAAGAUGGAGGCCGGACUGCUUGUAAGUAAUCUUUUGAAUGUUGUUUUGUUUUUCUGGUUUUCAUGAAAGAGUGAAUGGUGAUGCUUGAUUUUGUAGUUGGGUUUGAUAGAUUUCAUGUGUGAGUGUGUGAUGUUGAAAGGAGACAGGAAUAUGUGUGAUUUGAGAGCUAGAUUUUAACCAUGAAAGAUGUGUUUUAGAAUAUCAUAGAACAUUCGGUGCCAUUCACAGAUUCAAUCAUGACAAGAAUGAAUAUAUUAUUAAGGCCUAUUUACACUACGUUUUAUUUUUGCUAUUUUGGUUUAUUUUUGCACAAAUAAAAAUGGCAUGUGUAUCAAAAUGAUGCCUUGUUCUAUGAUUUUAAAACUAUAUGACUAACUCACAGGCAUUCGUUGCAGGGGAUGGGUUAGGGUGAAUGUUAGGGUUUUAUUAAGAGAAUACGACACCGGCUGCCAAGUUUAUUGAUAUCAGCCCCAACGAACGCCCUUUGGGUAGUCAAACCUGAACACAUAGUGUAAAUCGGACUGUAAAAGCUAAGUAAUAAUCCAUUGAUCUUUUGUACUUUUACUUCUUUCAAGUAACUGUAGCGGUAACUAGUUACAUUUGAAAAGGGGUAAACUACCUAAUUUUGGCUUAAAAUGGAAGGAUAACACAAGUUACAAAAAUUGAAAAAUAACUUUCUUAAUUAACUAGUUAUAAAUAUUGUGAAUGGUAACUAGUUAAGUCUUUUAUGUGUAACUUUAACUGGUAAAAUAGAUCCAAAAAAGAAGUUAUAUAAAUUAGUUACAGCAUUGUAUUUAGAAGCACAUGUCACUAUCCUUAGCAUGGGCUGGAUGGAUUUACUGGGGGGUUAGGGGGGGGGUUAACCCCCCUAGAAUCUCCCUCUUAUAAAGUGUUCAACCCCACCAAAAUUUUGCUUCACCCCUCCUAUUUUGUAUGAAAGUCUUUAACCCUAAGGCCAAAAAAAAAUAUGUGGGUUCCUAUUUCUUCUCGUAAAAACUUCGGUAGGGUAGGUUGGUUUUAACUUUUUUUUUAACUUUUUUUUUAAUUUUCCUAACAACCGGAUGCCAUUUUGUUUACUCAGUGCUUCCACAAUAUUGCCUCAAAUUUCCGUUUUUCACAAACGUUUUCCUCUAAGUGGAAACACUUACAAGCAUGAUCCAAUAAAAAAGUUUAGGGUCAGGAUUUCGGCGUCCAAAAGCUUAGGUAGGGUCGAGAAACCGGAAACCCACAUAUUUUUUUUGGCCUAAUGCCUAACCCCUGCUGAAGCUCGCUCAGUGGUGCUGCUUGCACCCAACUAGAAUUUUUCCACCUCUCCUUUAAAAAAAUGAAAAUCCGCCCUUGAUCCUGAGAAUUGACCCUUUAGAUAUCUAGGGUCUAAAGUGCUUGGAAUGUGAUGAAGAUAUACAUGUUACUGAUGUACUAAUCUAUCUGGCAUAUUAUAAACAGGAGCCAUCUAUGUACACAGUAAAAGGAGUCUUAAUUCUUGAUAACGACGGUGAACGAAUAUUGUCGAAAGUAAGAUUUUCGUUUGAUUUUGAGAUUGAUUUUUGUGGGAUGUAAAAAAGUAUUUGACUUACAUAGUGCUGUAUUUUUCAGUAUUAUGAUGACACAUAUCCAACUGUUAAAGAACAGAAGGAAUUUGAAAAGAAUCUGUUUAACAAAACCAGCAGAGUUAAUGGUAAAUAUCUGUGACGUUUAUUAUUUAACCAAUUAAGCUGCAUUGCAUCCUUUAUUGCAUCCAGGCAUUAAUUUUAGGGAUGAGCCGAUUAAUCGGUAAAUAAUCUGCAAAGCCGAUUAAUCGGCCGUUUAUUAAAUAAUCGGUAAUCGGACGAUUAUUGUCUGAUAAUCGGCACAUAAUCGGCCAUAAGACUUUUUCUGCAACUGCUGAGCACAUGCUAGAAUACUGAAUACAAGCGAAUAGAUUUUCACAUUUUGUUGCAAAACCUCUGUCUUUUGUCUCAAGCGAAGUGAAGCUGGGAACAUAUCCACUGAAAAACGCAGCAGAAUAGCUCCGCAUAGCUGACAAUAUCCUGUUUUCACACCAUAAUCUGCCAAAACUUAGUGUGUACUGUAAACAAUAAAACCGCAUUUACAACUUCAUUGUUGGUCAAUUUGUGAUUUUUCGCUUGCUUUUUAAAAUAAUCGGCGGGUACCGAUUAAUCGGCCGAUUAGUUACGAUAAUCGGCUUAUAAAUAAUCGGCCUCAGUAAUCGGCAAUUUUCCUUAUCGGCUCAUCCCUAAUUAAUUUGGCAUUAAUUUCUUUUGAAUACAAAAUGUCGUACAAAAUACAUUUUUCUGCUUCAGCCGAAAUUGUGAUGUUUGAAGGCCUCACCUGUGUCUAUAGAAGUAACAUCGAUCUGUACUUCUAUGUGAUUGGCUCCUCAAGUGAAAACGAGGUAAUUGGGCAAAUUUGAUAACAUUGCUAACAUGUGCUACUGCUGAUAAUUUGAUUGCUUGGUUACCUUUUGACUUGCUACAAGUCGACCCGUAUAACUUAAUAAGCUAUGUAUUGUAUUAAUUUGUAUAGCUUAUCAUAAAAUGUCUAAAUUUUUUAUCAUGAUUCAAAGCCAAUUUACUGUGUCUUGGUAUAUGUUUUCAGCUUAUUCUAGUUAGUGUCUUGAAUGCAUUUUACGACACAGUCAGUCAAAUUUUGCGAAAGAGUGUUGAGAAAAAAAUGUUGAUGGAUAAUUUGGAUGUUAUGAUGUUGGCUAUGGAUGAAUUAGUUGAUGGAGGGUAAGAUAGGAUACAAGUCCAUUGUUUUUGUUUUGGCCGUAACUCAGGGUUUAGAAUAAUGGCUGAACUUGAAAAUCCUUGAAAGUCCUUGAAUUUGGAAACAAAAAUUCAAGACCUUGAAAGUCCUUGAGUUUAUAAAGAAGUGCUUGAAAGUCCUUAAAUUGUUCUUGCUUUAGUGGAUAUUUUCUCAAAUUGUUUGGCAUUAAGAAUUGGACAUUUUGUAAAUUGAUUUUGUUCAUGUCUUACAAAGGUCAAAGUUAUUUGAACUUCAUUAAAGUUGCCAUUUGGACAGUUUAAUGUCACUUUUUACUGAUUUCUAACGCCUUCUUUUCAGCCUUUAGUCCUUGAAUUUCCUGACACAUGGCCUUGAAAGUUUAUUUAUUUAACUUCGCCAUUAUCAUGCAUUCAUGGCAGGGUCACCACAACAGUAUGGUACCAAUUACUGUGGGCCCUUUGAUUUUAAAUAGAUAAUAAAACACAAAUAAAACCCAACGAAGACUUCGAUUUACCUGUUCAAAGUCAUCACACGAAUUGAAACUUGAAGCUAAGCAAACAAAGUCCUUGAUUGUAACUCUGCCUGACCUGUAGGCUGCACAAACCUGUAUCCUGUGAAACAAAGUUACUGCUUUUACAUGCAGGACCAAAUUUGGCUAGUCAAAUACAAUGCCAUCAACAAACCAUUGUAAAUAGUCACUUUUAUCUAUUCAUCUAUUAUCAUUACCUCUAUUCAACGGUCACCUCUAUUAAGUGAAAGCGGACACUUAACUUAAGGAGCCAAAUAACCGGACAAACAUGCAUGACUGAUGUUAUACAGUAAAACCCGAAAAAUGCUAUACAGUAAAACCCCGCAUAAAAGAACCAUUGCGUUAAGAACCACCAGCCUGAAAUUUGGACAAUUAAGCACCCAAAAUACAAGAACCACUUCAGGCUGACAAAUGAAACUGGUUCUUAAAAAACCUUAUUAAACUUGAAAAAUAUGCCCGGCCACGGUGGGAAUCGAACCUACGACCUUUGGAAUACUAGCCCACCGUGGCCGGGCAUAUUUUUCAAGCUCGCCCGGUGUGGAUAUACACUCAGAGUAACAUCACACAGCAUCUUAUUCACCUGAGUACACAACACCAACACAGAAAAAAUCUUAUUAAACUUUUAGCUGAAUUAGUAAGCAGGUACUAGGAGGAAAACAAAAUACUGUAAUCUUGCUAGCAGGAAUUAUAUCUUUCAGCCACAUCAUGCAUGCAUUUAUUUUAUCAAAAUAAUUAAAUUACUGUUCAUUUACUAGUUUCAUUAUAUACAAUAAGAGGUUUAAAACUCUAAACCAGGAACAAUUGUUUUUGACUGGAAAUAAGAACCAGUUAAGAACCACUUCAGCCUGAAGUCAAAAUUCACUGGUUCUUUUAUGCGGGGUUUUACUGUAUUUAAUGUCGGUGACAAUGCUUUCUCUUUUUCAGUGUAAUUCUUGAUGCCGAGGCUGCUUCAAUCAUACAUAAGGUUGCAGCAAAGGUAAUUUAUUAAUAUUGAGUUUGCAACAAACGAAUUCCAUUUCAUUUCCACACAAUGUUUUACUAUAAAAGCGAGUUUGUUUACUUCCUUUCAGAAUGACGACGUCCCAUUGUCUGAAAGAAGCGUGGCUAAUGUAAGUAUCAUACGUGAUAUUCACAUGUAUACGAUUAAACUCCGUACACACAGAGAAAUCUUGUAGCAAGUCUGCCAACAACCUGUCAAUAAGCUGUGUUCGCACUGCUUGUCCCAAGUUGUCAACAAGUUUGGAACAAACUGUUAACAACUUGUAACAAUCUUGUUGAUAUUAUCAGACUUGUUGCAAGGUUGUUUCAACAAGUUGUGAUGACAAUCUUGUGGCAAUUUGAUGAAACAACAGCAUUGUUAUAACUUAUCUAAUCUUGUUGACAAGUUGUGAAACUUUAUACGUAAGUUUUUACAGGUGUGGAAACAAGUUGUUACAAGCUUGUUCACAAGCUGUCAACAAUUUGUGUUCGCACUGCUUGUUCCCAGUUGUUGUAACAAGUUUGGAACAAGCUGUUAACAACUUGUAACAAGCUUGAUGAUACUAUAUAUCAAACUUGUUACAAGGUUGUUCUAACAAGUUUGAUACAGUCAUGAUAUAUAAACAAGAGUGUCACAAGGUUGGCGACGCAAGAUUGUAACAAUAUUGUUAUAUCAUGACUGUAUCGGACUUGUUGGAACAACUUUGCAACAAAUCUGAUAAUAUCAACAAGGUUGUUACAAGUUGUUUACAGCUUCUUCAAAACUUGUUGACAAGCAGUGCGAACACAAAGUGUUGACGGCUUGUUGGCAGACUUGCUACAAGAUGUGUAUAAUUUCUGCAUGCACAUAACUAAGUAGUUGCCCUCCAGUUUUCUUCAUGUUUUUAUAAAUAUGGUGUAAUUUGUGACUUCGAGUUUCCUUUUUCUUUCCAUAUUGUGUAGGUAUUACAGUCUGCCAAAGACCAGCUUAAGUGGUCACUGCUGAAGUGAAACCAUUCAAGGAAAAAUUAUGAUCCUUGCGAGUGACAGUGUCAGUCCAAAGUGGGGAGCAAUAGAACUUUUUAAAAAUUUAAUAGCGUGAAUAUAUACUCUGUAAAUGUGUGCCUGUUCUAUAUAUUUGUUAAUGAUUAGAUAAAUAAACUAUGUGUAUAGUGCGUUCCUGUAAUUGUACAAUUUCAUUUUCCAUCUAGCAAAAUAAAUUAUUUAUGGGCGAUUUUGUUUUACUGAUCGAAAUUUUGCUCUGAUUGUAUAUACACACCGGGCAAGCUUGAAAAAUAUGCCUGGCCACGGUGGGAAUCGAACCUACGACCUUUGGAACACCAGCCCAAUGCUCUGCCAACUGGUCAGGUCAGGUUGGUUCGAGUAUGUGAUAUUUCGGAACUGAGUCCAGUUCCUUCGAUAUCAAUGCAAUCUAGUAAUCAUGAUUUUUUCUGUGUUGGUGUAAUGUACUCAGUUCCUUCGAUAUCAAUGCAAUCUAGUAAUCAUGAUUUUUUCUGUGUUGGUGUAAUGUACUCAGGUGAAUAUGAUGCUUGUGAUG